AUGACUGCUGUCUGCCCCGCUGAGAGCAGUCCGGAGGGGACUGCAGCCGGGGCCAGGGCAGCAGGUUCGAAGGGGUCGGGGCCAGCGGGCACUGCUGGGAGCAGCUCGGUUUCCGGCGGGGAGUCUAACGGAGACUCAGUCGGAGGCUCCGUCGGAGGCACAGCUGUGGUUUCUGGUGGCCAGAGGUACAGCCGCUGGAGCCGCCAGGACAGCUCCGACAUCAACACGGACGAUGAGGGAGCCACCAUCCGCCGUCUCACUCCACUGGAACGGCUGAACCUGGAUAUGUGCCAGGAUGACAGGGUCGUCCGCGAGAUGACAGUGGGAAGAAGAAUUGGCUUCUACAAAAUUCGAGGGGAGAUCGGUGUUGGAAAUUUCUCCCAUGUCAAGCUGGGAAUUCACGCCCUCACCAAAGACAAGGUGGCCAUAAAGAUCCUGGACAAAACCAAGCUGGAUCAGAAGACCCAGAGGCUGCUGUCCAGAGAGAUCUCAAGCAUGGAGAAACUGCACCAUCCCAACAUCAUACGCCUCUAUGAGGUGGUGGAGACGUUGACACGGCUACACUUGGUGAUGGAGUAUGCAGGAGGAGGGGAGCUCUACACCAAAAUAACCACGGAAGGGAAACUUUCUGACUCUGAUGGCAGGAUUAUCUUUGCUCAGAUCCUCUCUGCUGUUCAACACAUGCACGAGAGCAACAUCAUCCACCGUGACCUGAAGGCAGAGAACGUCUUCUACACCGGCAGCUCGUGUGUCAAGGUGGGGGACUUUGGCUUCAGCACGCUGAGCCGCCGGGAUGAGACACUAAACACGUUCUGCGGCUCUCCGCCUUACGCUGCGCCUGAGCUCUUUCGAGACGAGCAUUACGUCGGCAUCUUUGUAGACGUCUGGGCCCUCGGUGUGAUGCUCUUCUUUAUGAUGACGGGCGCCAUGCCUUUCAGGGCGGAGACGGUGGCCAAACUGAAGCGAUGCAUCCUGGAGGGGGCCUACAUCCUGCCCUCCUGGGUGCCAGAGGCGUGCCAGAGACUGAUCAGAGGGAUCCUUCAACCCAUUCCAUCUGACCGCUGCAAGGUGGAGCAGAUGAUGGGCUGUGAGUGGCUCCUCCCUGUGGACUUCCCGCGGUCGAUGGAGCCCUUUAAACUGGACCCGUCCUACCUUGCAGAGGGAGAUCCACCUGAACUCGGGGAGGAGGAGAUGGAGGUAAAGGCAGCACUGGAGACACUGGGAAUCACCUCAGAACACAUUCUCAACAACCAGGGGAAGGACUGCAGGAGCUCCAUCACCGGGGUCUACCGGAUCCUGCUGCACCGUGCUCACAAGAGGCGGGCUGUUCACAGCGUGCCUGCAGCCGCAAAGGUUGUCGGACCAACUAAGACAAGUAAAAAGGAGCGACUAAAAGUGUACCGUAAUUUACGGCACACGUCUAAACUCUGCGUGAUUCUGUGA
Messenger RNA from Limanda limanda (common dab), 1443 nucleotides. RefSeq names its product NIM1 serine/threonine protein kinase a (gene nim1ka). The transcript has 5 exons. NCBI's taxonomy places the organism in Eukaryota, Metazoa, Chordata, Actinopteri, Pleuronectiformes, Pleuronectidae. Gene Ontology annotation, molecular function: ATP binding; protein serine/threonine kinase activity; tau-protein kinase activity. Gene Ontology annotation, cellular component: cytoplasm. The coding region runs from base 1 to 1443 and encodes 480 amino acids. Gene Ontology annotation, biological process: microtubule cytoskeleton organization; protein phosphorylation; intracellular signal transduction. The record is from RefSeq and is a predicted model, not a curated record.